This is a messenger RNA of Labrus bergylta (ballan wrasse), 914 nucleotides long. The record is from RefSeq and is a predicted model, not a curated record. NCBI's taxonomy places the organism in Eukaryota, Metazoa, Chordata, Actinopteri, Labriformes, Labridae.
AAAUGAAGGACAUUUUUUCUGUCUCUUUGUAACCAUAGUAACCUCCAGGUGUUUACAGGUGGAGGCGCUGCAGGUGGAGAUCUCAGAGCUGGCAAAAAGACUCCGGUAUGAAGUUUCAGUCCGAGCGAGGGAGAGAGGCUGGACAGAGAAACAGAGCAGGUUCCAGUUCAAAAAGAAUCUGCGUCGGCUGGUCUCGGAGCUCUACGUCAGGGACAACUGUCACCCCUUCAAAGCCAGUCUGCUGGUCUGGGUCCAGAUCCCCCUGUGGAUCAGUCUGUCUCUGGCCCUCAGGAACCUAAGUCUGGAUCAGUCCGGUCUUCAGUCUGGACUGGCAGGGGGCGCUCUCUGGUUCUCUGACCUCACGUUACCGGCCACCUGGAUCCUCCCGGUCUGCCUGGGACUCACAAACCUGCUCAUCGUAGAGGUGUUUUCUCUGCAGAGACUGGAGGCGACGCGUUUUCAGAAGUAUGUGACAAACAUCAUCCGGGCGCUUUCAGUCCUGAUGAUCCCGAUAGCUGCAACAGUCCCCUCAUCCAUGUCUCUGUACUGGUUUGUGUCCAGUCUGGUCGGAUUCAGUCACAACCUCAUCCUCCGAUCUCCGUCAGUGCACAGACUCCUCAAACUGAAAACGACAAGAUCUGAAACUCCGUACAGCGAUCUGUUGUCAGCCUUCCUCAACAAAUACUUCAGAUAAACACAACAACACAACAUGUACACAGAGUCCAGAGAGCUGCUGUCAGCCAAUGUCUGCAGGGAAACACAAUUACACAACAUCUACAUUCUCUUCAGAGAGCUGCUGUCGCCUUCAUGAACGAUUACUGCAACAAGUACACACUGUACACAAAGUGUAACUUUGAACAUGAACUGAAUCAAAGUACAAUGUUAUUAAAGUAUGAAAACUGUGUAACUGUAAA